UCCCUCCCUCCCUCGCCGGCUCACCGAGCUGCGACGGGCAUGGAGUGAGCGGUAUGUCUGCGGGCUGGAGGUUGCCCGCGGAGCCGGAGUGGGUGCGGGCCGAGCGGCGGAAGGUGCGGAAGGUGCAGGGGCAGCUGCGGAGACUAGUGCGGAAUUGCGACCAUCCCCGCCUGCGGCUCCGCAACAGCCCGCCCUACCUGCCCGAGAUCGGGGCGGCCGCCGCCGCGCACCUGGAGCGGCUGCUGGCGGGGUCCCGGCACCGGGAGCGGGAGCGGGGCCGCCGGCACCUGAACUGCUGCCUGCUCAACCUGGCCGCCAAGUGCAAGCAGACCAGCGCCCUGUUCUCUGAUGCCGGGGAGCAGAUGUUCCAGGAGGGCUCGCAGGCAAGGCGGAACCUGACCAAGCUCUCGCUGAUCCUCAGCCACAUCCUGUCAGAGCUGCGCGCGAUCUUCCCGGAGGGUCAGUACCAGGGGGACACCUACACUGUCACCAAGGCCGACGCGGCUGAGUUCUGGAGGAAGUCAUUUGGCAAUGAGAGCAUUGUGCCGUGGGCAGAUUUCCGGGACCACCUGUACCGUGUGCACCCGUUCGGGAGUGGGAUGGAGUCCAUGGCUCUGCGCUCCACCAUCGACCUCACCUGUAACGAUCACAUCUCAGUCUUCGAGUUCGACAUCUUCACCCGCCUCUUCCAGCCAUGGCCCUCCCUCCUGAGGAACUGGAAUAGCCUUGCGGUCACACACCCUGGCUACAUGGCCUUCCUCACCUACGACGAAGUCAAGUCCCGACUCCAGGGGUUCACCCACAAACCUGGCAGCUACAUUUUCCGGCUGAGCUGCACCCAGCUGGGGCAGUGGGCCAUUGGGUACGUGACAGAGGACGGCAGCAUCCUGCAGACCAUUCCCCACAACAAGCCACUGUCCCAGGCACUGACCGAGGGAGCCCACGAGGGAUUUUACCUCUACCCCGAUGGGAGGGAUUUCAAUCCGGAUCUGACGGCGCUCUGUGAGACUUCUCAACAGGAUCAUAUCCAGGUGUCACAGGAACAGUACCAGCUGUACUGCGAGAUGGGAUCCAGUUUUCAGAUGUGUAAGAUCUGUACCGAGAACAACAAGAACAUGAAGAUGGAGCCCUGUGGUCACCUCAUCUGUGACUCCUGUCUGUCCGCCUGGCUGCACUCCGAUGGCCACACCUGCCCCUUCUGUCGCUGUGAGAUCCGGGGGACACAGCCAGUGGUGGUGGAGCCUUUUGCCCCUCGAGAGCUUCGCCCCCACCACGCUGCCCCUGCCCUCGAGGCAGAUGCAGAGUCCGAGGACGAGGAGGAGGAGGACAACUUUGAGGACAUAGGGCUCCUAGUGGAUCAGCUGGCCUCUCUGCACCAGGAGGACGUGGACCACCCACUGACCCCAGCUGACCGGCCCCCUGUCCCCCCACGGACUGACCUGUUGGGAUCCCGGGGAGACGGUCGUGUCAGUCGUACUGCCUGUCCCAGGUUUGGAGUCACCCCCUCUGUCCCCCCUGUCCCAAAGCCCAGUGCCCCGAUGCUUCCUCCCGAGGCUGAGCAGCCGAUCUCGGGUCUGCUUCUGGACUGGAUGAGGAGGCGCCCACUGCCGAGCGUUCCGGAUGCUGGGGGAGGGGGGAGAGCUCCGACCCCCGUCCGACCGUCCAAUCAGAGGCGCCAGGAACCCGAGCUGACCGCCAUGGACCUGAUCCUCAGCCGGAGGGGAGCAGAGCGCCGGCCCCUGGGAGGGGAGCCCCUGCCUGACAUUGACGUGGACCCCAAGUACACAGAGCCCCAGCCCCACCUCUCCACUGCCGAUGGACACUUGGAGCUGGGUUCAGGCGCACAUCUGGGUGUGACCAGGUUGGGACCCCCCCUCCUGGACUGGUCAAGUGAAGAUGAUGAUGAAGAUGAAGAGGACAUGCUGGAACCGUCGAUGGUCUGGCCGCCCCUCCACGCCAGACCUCCCGCAUCCUCACCCCCCUUCAGAGGGUGGGUCACAGGGCAGGGCCGGACCAAGGAGCGAGCUCCAUCUCUCCCCCAGUCACCAGGACCCCCACUAGGUGACUCCACGGAGCCCACCCCCAUCGAUCCAGUGGCCCGGGCCACCCUCCUACGCGAGGGGUUCCCGAUCCUGGAGACCAACAAGGCCCUGACCAUCUCCCACAACGACCUACCGCUGGCCCGCAGCAUCCUGCAGGGAUUCCUGCCCAGCUCUGGCCCCCAGUCAUCCUGAGACGGGCUGGGGUGGGAGGGGGAUGAGAGGCUCCAGAAAACCUCCCCCCCUCCCCCCGGCCCAUGGUCGGACCUGUGGGCUGUCUGGACCAAGGGAUCAUCGAAUCAACACAUCACUGGAUGGAUGGGGCACUGGAUUAUCCCACUGGACCAGAGAGUGGAGCUCACUGGCUGAAAACACGAUCAGCAGGGUCACUGGAUCUGACAAUGACUGGAUCCCUGGAGCAAUAGAUUUCCGCAUCUCCGGAUCACUGGUUGGGGAGCAGACUCACCACUGUCCCUAGAUCAGUUCUGACCCACCUACCUUGGAACGGUCGGGAUGAAACAUAGAACAUAGAAAACCUACAGCACAAUUCAGGUCCUUCAGCCCACAAAGUUGUGUCGAACAUGUCCCUACCUUAGAAAUUACUAGGCUUACACAUAGCCCUCUAUUUUACUAAGCUCCAUGUACCUAUCCAACAGUCUCUUAAAAGACCCUAUCGUAUCCGCCUCCACCACUGUUUCCGGCAGCCCAUUCCACACACUCAUCACUCUCUGAGUAAAAAAACUUACCCCUGACAUCUCCUCUAUAUCUACUCCCCAGCACCUUAAACUGUGUCCUCUUCUGGCCACCAUUUCAGCCCUGGGGAAAAGCCUCUGACUAUCCACCUCUUAUAAUCUUAUACACCUCUAUCAGGUCACCCCUCAUCCUCCGUCGCUCCAAGGAGAAAAGGCCGAGUUCACUCAACUUGUUUUCAUAAGGCAUGCUCCCCAAUCCAGGCAAAAUCCUUGUAAAUCUCUUCUGCGCCCUUUCUGUGGCUUCCACAUCCUUCCUGUAGUGAGGUGACCAGAACUGAGCACAGUACUCCAAGUGGGGCCUGACCUGUGUCCUAUAUAGCUGCAACAUUACCUCUCGGCUCCUAAAUUCAAUUCCACUAGUGAUGAAGGACAAUACACCGUAUGCCUUCUUAACCACAGAGUCAACCUGUGCAGCUGCUUUGAGCAUCCUAUGGACUCAGACCACAAGAUCCCUCUGUUCCUCCACACUGCCAAGAGUCUUACCAUUAAUACUAUAUUUUGCCAUCAUAUUUGACCGACCAAAAUGAAUCACUUCACACUUAUCUGGGUUGAACUCCAUCUGCCAAUUCUCAGCCCAGUUUUGCAUCCUAUCUAUGUCCCGCUGUAAUCUCUGACAGCCCUCCACACUAUAUCCACAACACCCCCAACCUUUGUGUCAUCAGCAAAUUUACUAACCCACCCCUCCACUUCCUCAUCCAGGUCAUUUAUAAAAAUCAUGAAGAGUAAGGGUCCCAGAACAGAUCCCUGAGACACACUACUGGUCACUGAUCUCCAUGCAGAAUAUAACCCAUCAAUAACCACUCUUUGCCUUCUGUGGGCCAGCCAGUUCUGGAUCCACAAUGCAAUGUCCCCUUGGAUCCUAUGCCUCCUUACUUUCUCAAUAAGCCUUGCAUGGGGUACCUUAUCAAACACCUUGCUGAAAUCCAUACACACUACAUCUACUGCUCUCCCUUCAUCAAUGUGUUUAGUCACAUCCUCAAAAAAUUCAAUUAGGCUCAUAAGGCAGGACCUGCCCUUGUCAAAGCCAUGCUGACUAUUUCUAAUCAUAUUAUUACCUAUGAGUGAUGGUCCCCACUCACCCCGUCCGGUCACUUGGCUUCACUGUGACCUCCCCGACACAGGGUCACCGGACAACACAUCUUCAUCCAUUGACAUCCCCCUCCCCAUCUCUGACCCCCUCUGGCCGCUUCACCCCUCCCCAGCUCCAUGACCCCCUCCGGCCCCGACAUCCCUCCCUGUCUCUGUGCCCUCCCCCCACCCUCCGCCGACACCCCUCCCCGUCUUGAGGUACACCUCAAGUGGAUGGGGUUGGGGUUGGCUGGAGUGGGGUACAAGAAUGACCCAGGGCAAAUGUCAAGCUGCCAAGUGUUGAGCUGCCAGUAAGCUGGCCUGCCGUUCCAGGAGUAGGCAAGAGGUGGCAGUGGUAGCCUGUGUCUGAGGGCAGAGCACAAACUGGGGCUGGUGGACAUCCUCCCACAGCGCUCCCUCCUCAUCACCCCUCCUCACUGCCCCUUCCUCAUCCCCCUCCUCUGCCCCUCCCACAGCACUCCCUCCUCACUGCCCCCUCAUCCCCCCUCCUCAUCACCCCUCCCACAGCAUUCCCUCCUCAUCCCCCCUCCUCACCUCCCCUCACCAUCCCUCCCACAGCGCUCCCUCCCUCCUCAUCACCCGUCCCACAGUGGUCCCUCCUCACCCACCCUCCUCAUCACCCCUCCCUGUGCUCCCUCCUCACCCCCCUCCUCCCGCCCCUACUGCCCCGUUCCCCCCCCUCUGUCUGAUCUCACUCUCCAUGGGUUCAACCAUUAAUUGAUGUAACUUAAAGGGUCCCACACCCCUCCCCAUCUGUGACCCCCUCCGGCCCCUACACCCCUCCCCGUCCCUGUGACCCCCUCCGGCCCCUACAUCCCUCCCCAUCUGUGACCCCCUCCGGUCCCUACACCCCUCCCAGUCCCUGUGACCCCCUCCGGCCACUACACUCCCCGUCUCUGUAACCCUCUCCGGCCCCUACACCCCUCCCUUUCUCUGUGAUCCCCUCCCUCUCCUACACCAGUCCCUGUAACCUCCUCUGGCCCCUACACCCCUCCCUGUCUCUGUGACCCCCUGUGGCCCCUAUACCCCUCCCGUUCCUGUGACCCUGGAGUUGAUGGGAUUGCAGGAGAAUGGUCCACGGGGGAAUGGGAUUGCUUCUCUGGAAACCAGCAUCGAACUCCUGGGCAAAAUGUCCCUUGUGGGUGUAAGUGUACUGUACCUGUAACAUGCAGUGUCUUUUGCUUCAAUCAGGACUGUGCUCUGUAGGUGUAACGACACUUUCUGUGGAGAAUUUGCCUUUUUAAGAAAGUUUCCUCAAUGCUACACUGUCUGAAGUGAUGUAAUUCACUAUUUAUUGCAGGUUCAACAGCCUAACAUGUUACGAUCUUGAUCGAUGACAUAGAACUUUGUAAAAUAAAUACGUUUAAGACGUG
Molecule: messenger RNA, 5253 nt
Organism: Pristis pectinata (smalltooth sawfish)
Lineage: Eukaryota; Metazoa; Chordata; Chondrichthyes; Rhinopristiformes; Pristidae
Product: E3 ubiquitin-protein ligase CBL-like
Exons: 14
Coding region: 54-2234 (726 amino acids)
Biological process (GO): cell surface receptor signaling pathway; negative regulation of epidermal growth factor-activated receptor activity
Cellular component (GO): membrane raft; plasma membrane
Molecular function (GO): SH3 domain binding; ubiquitin protein ligase activity; phosphotyrosine residue binding
Source: RefSeq, a predicted model, not a curated record